Scophthalmus maximus (turbot) is the source of this 7688-nucleotide messenger RNA. Its product is annotated as trinucleotide repeat-containing gene 6A protein. Gene Ontology annotation, cellular component: nucleoplasm; P-body. The record is from RefSeq and is a predicted model, not a curated record. Gene Ontology annotation, molecular function: nucleic acid binding. The coding region runs from base 913 to 6576 and encodes 1887 amino acids. Gene Ontology annotation, biological process: positive regulation of nuclear-transcribed mRNA poly(A) tail shortening; miRNA-mediated post-transcriptional gene silencing. The transcript has 26 exons. NCBI's taxonomy places the organism in Eukaryota, Metazoa, Chordata, Actinopteri, Pleuronectiformes, Scophthalmidae.
CUAAUGUGCCCAGGGUGUCCGGCGCAGGGAGGACCGGGGGGCUGCUGUGGACAAGUUGAGCAGCCGCGGUUGUUGAGUUAGCCGCGACUGAGCCGUGCUAGUCGGCUAGCGCCCCUCGGCGAGGCGCCCCGGCGGCAGUCGAAGCGAGUUUCGCUUCACGCUGCAGACAAGCGGUCGUUCGACACGUCUGCACCGGGCACACAGGUUCCGUUUGUGUGCGACUUAACCUUGCGCUAACUAGUGCGAGCGUUGAUUAACCUUGGCUAGCCGGCGGCUCGCGCAUUUCCGUCAGGAAUCCUUCUGCGCGUUGCACGCGGUUAAUGCGCGUGUUGGUGUUUCAUUCCGCAGCGUCUCGUUGUUCAUGGCUCGAGUGUACCGCUGUGUUCGGUCGGACACAAUGCUGCUGCUGCUGCUGCUGACAAAAUACCGGAGAUUUGGAAUUGGAAGCUGUUGCCACCAAAGAAACUGAAGCAUCUUAACAGCGAUCAAACCCAUAGAGGGAAGAACAGUGGAUGGAAGAGAGAGAGAGAGACGGAGAAUGUGAAGAGGAAGGAGGAUAAGAAAAUACAGGACUGGGCAAAAGUGCCAGAUCAUACCAAGUCAAGACAGUCCUGAAUCUAAACCACAUUCCCCCCUUCCCCCUCCCCGUAUAUACAGCUACAUACUCGCACAUACACGUACAUACAAACACACAUACAGUCUUCAGCGAUGCCAAGGGGGCCUGAUCAGCUUGCUGCCCGCUCUGACAAGCCCUGCCUCUUCAGCUUAGACCCUUGAGGCUGUGUCCUCUGAGCUUUGACUUUUGACCUCCCCUCUGUCGACCUGGGAUCCAGAGGUCACCUGUUCUCCACUCAACCCAGGGACGCCCUCCUGCCCAGCCAGGAGCCGCUGCCACAAGCCGCAAUCACAGGCAUGGCUCCCAUUCGGGAUUCCGUCAGCCACUCCCCUAAUCAAACAGGUCUGGAGCAUCCUGGCUUGGACUCACAGUAUGAGCCUUCCCCAUGGUCCUCUGGCUCUCCCUGCAGCAGUGAUAGUAACAGCAACUGGGGCAAAGUCCUAGCCGACAGAAGUACUGACAAACCCAAUAACCCUUCUUCAACCAACUCUUCUGUCUGGCCUCCCUCCUCUUUCUCCUGCUCAUCUUCUUCUUCCUCUUCUGGCUGUGGGUCAGGAUCAGACCCUGAGCUGGCAUCAGAAUGCAUGGACGCUGACUCUAGCUCCUCAAUUGGCUCAGAAAAAAACCUCUCCACUGUUGCCGUGACAACAGUGAUGAUGAUGUCAGCAAAUACUUCUUCCUCUGUGUCUUCUACGGCUUCUUCCCCCUCUUCCUCUUUGGUGACUGCUGCCAUGAUGGUCGGCGUUUCCGUAAAUGGAGACAGCAACGGCAACAGUCGUCAGGUUAAUGGUGGAGGGAUGGGAACCAUCAGUGGCACAAAUAAUGGAAAUAACAUCACAGGGUCCUCCCACUACUCCGGGGCUGGGUCCAGCAGUAUUGGCAGCAAUAACAUGGGUAACCACAACAUCAAGCUUGUCAAUAACAGUGGUGUAUGGGGCACCCAGUCAGGCGGCAACACGAUAACCACAGGUGGAAGCACCCCAUCCAUCAAUGGAGGGUUAAACCCAAACACUUUAAACCCAAAUGCCAACCAUGGUGCCUGGCCCCAGAAUCUAACCCCAAGCCCAGUUUCCCUCGGCCAACGGCCUCCACAGGCUCCGGGGAUGAGUUCCAAACUGGGUAUUGCCUCCCACCAGGGCCCCUUGCUGGGCUGGGGUGGCAUGGCAGCUCGAGACAACAGCAGUAUGAUGGAAGAUACUGAUAUGAAUAAUGGUACAGCAAGCAGCAACAGUGGAAAUGGUGGCCUGCAGCCAACCAACCUUAACACUGAAUCCAAUGGACCAAAUAACACUAUUAUGAUGAAUACUACUACUACUACUACUAAUGCCACAAUGACCUCUAGUCCACCAAACUCUAUCACCUCACCCCAGCUCAGCGGGGAUUGUUCCUGGGGUUCCAUUGGAGGAGGGAAAGGUGGUCUGCUGGCCAAUGGAAACCCCACAUCAGCCCCCCAGAACCCCCAAGGAGAGCUGGUGAGUGCUGGGGCCUUCGGUACGCCUUGGGGCGCAACUACCUACCCUGGAGACAAGGGCCUCCCAAAUGCAGACACUGUGAACCCCCAAAACCCUGCCUUAAUGCAGGCUGGAAACCCCCAAAUCCCCUCUACUGCUGCUUACAAGAGUAAUAAUAACCACCAUAACACUGGGGCCCCACGCUGGGACCAGGGGCCUGCCAACAACCCAAACCAGCCUCAGAGCAACUUGUCCUGGGGUGUCGGCUCAAAUCAAAUCCCAGGCUCUGCAGCCCCAGGCAAUGGUAACCAAACUGCGAUGGGCCCUCCAGCAGGCUUACCUCGUCCCUGGGGAAGCAGUGCAUCGUCUUCUUCCUCGUCCUCAUCGUCCUCCUCCACAUCAAACAAGAUGUCAAAUGGAGAAUGGGGAUCAGCAGCUCCUGGUAACAAUGCCUCAGAUGCUGGAAGUCAGAAGGGAAGCUCUGCCAACAAUGGCUGGAAGAGCCUGGAGGAUGAUGCCAUGGGCAUGGGAGGUGGAGGUGGUGGAGGUGGUGUUGGUGGAGGAGGUGGAGGAGGUGGAAGCCAUGGUUUAGGGAGUGUCACUGGAGGUUGGGGUCGGUCUGGAGGAAGUGAGGGAAGUGGAGAAAGCUCUGGAGGUCGAUCCAGCUCAGACAGAGAUGGAAGCCAGCAAAAAGGAGGAAACCGAAGAAAAGCUACCAUUUCUGAACCAGUCGCAUCAGCUCCUGCCCAGGCCGAUGUGGAUCCACGGGUUCUGUCCAACACUGGGUGGGGUCAGACUCCCAUACGGCAGAACAACGCCUGGGAUGUCAAUUCUCCUAUUAACAAGCAGCUCCAGGGUCCCAGAGGAGAUGAAAGAAAGCAAAGCAGUGGAGGCUCCAGCUGGGGCACAGCAUCACCGGCUGCUCCCUCCCCGACAUCCGGAGGCUGGGGAGGUAGGCCGGGCAGCUCAGGUCCAGAUACAGGAGGUUCUGGCUGGGGAGAUCAGAGACAAACCUCUGGGUGGGACAGCAAAGUCCCAGCCAGUGGAGGAGGUGGGCAGAGUGGCUGGGUAGAUGGAUCCAGCUACAAGGGUAGCAACACCAACAGUAACACAUGGAGCAACAAUUUUAACAAAGAUGACAGGUCAAAUACCUGGACUAAUGCACCCAAACCGCAGCAAAGCUGGGGUUCCAACAGUGGAAAUGGAACUGAAGGGUGGGGUAGCGGUGGAGAUGGUCCCCGAGGAGGAGCCAACAACCACUGGGGGGAUCCCCAAAAAGGUGCUGGCUCAGUGGGCUGGGACAGCGACAGCGACCGGUCUGGCUCUGGAUGUUGGAACGAACCAAGCCGAGCCAACACCAACACCACCACCAGCAGCAGCAGCAACACCUGGGUAGGGAGUGGAGGAUCAAACACUCCAGACCAGAGCGCACCAAACCAAGGUUCCAACUGGGGCGAAUCGGUCCACAAACCCAAUCCUCAGAGCAACAGCCAGGGCUGGGGUGAGCCAAUGAAGAACAACAACCACGGAGGCCAGAACUGGGGUGAAUCAAAUCCCAAGCCUUCCAACGAGUGGGGAAAAGGUCCUGAAUCCAACAUGUCCAGAGGCAAUCAAGGCGCUAACAAGCCCACAGGCUGGCUGGGAGGUCCCAUACCCACUGGAGGUCAGAAGGAGGAAGCGUCUACUGGGUGGGAAGAGCCUUCUCCAGAGUCCAUACGUCGCAGGAUGGAAAUCGAUGACGGCACUGCAGCUUGGGGAGAUCCUGGUAAAUACAGUGGUGGACCUGUCAAUAUGUGGAACAGGACCAGCCAACCAGAGCAGGAGAAAAUGGGCCCGUCCUCUCAGCACCAUUCCCACCCAGCCCACAACUCGAUGCGUCCUCCUCAGCCUAUGCAUCCCCCUCAGCCUAUGCAUCCCCCUCAGCCCAUGCAUCCCCCUCAGCCCAUGCAGCCUCCUACCCAGGAAAAAAACUGCAGUUCCGGUUGGGGUGAGCCAUACCCCCAGCAUAAGGAGUCCUCAUCAUGGGGGGAGCCUACCGCUGCUCCACCUGUUAAGGUGGACAAUGGCACGUCUGCCUGGGGGAAGGCUAAAGACAACAGCUCCAGUUGGGAAGAACCCAGCAGGGACAGCAGAGAGUCCGGGUCUGGCUGGGGUGGCCAGCAUAAGUCAGCUCCAGGUCCCAAGCCCAUGGAGACAUGGUGUGGUGAGGAUGGGUCCAUGGGCAAUAGCUGGGACCAGGAAGAAGAGGUGGAGAUUGGCAUGUGGAGCAACAGCCAACAUGACAACAGGUCCCAUGACCAAAACACCUGGAACUACAAGCAAAAACCCUCAAACAAGAUGAACAAAUCAGUCAACAAACAGGACGAACCCUGGAUGAAACCUUUCGUCAACCAGUUCAGCAGCAUGAACUUUUCUAGAGACUCUCCUGACGACUCCAUGAAGACAGGAGCAGGGAUGGUGCAGGACAAGCGUAUGGACAUGGGCAGUAUGGGAGACUACAAUGGAGUGAUGGGGAAGAACCUUGGGUCUCGACACCAGCUCCACAAGGAGUCUGCCAUGGAUCGCAGCCCUUACUAUGACAAGAAUGUAAACCCUAUGUUGGGUGGCAGCAGCGUAGCACAAGGCCGAGGCGGCCCCCAGUCCCAGGUCCCCCCACAACCCAACCUUCGUAACCAAGUGCCUCCACCCAUCCUGCCCUCUCAGGUCCCUCCAUCCCUGUUGAAGUACCCAGGAGGUAACGGAAGUCUGAACCCUCUGUUUGGACCUCAGCAGGUGGCUGUGCUCAACCAACUCUCCCAGCUCAACCAGUUGUCACAGCUCAACCAGAUCAACCAAUUACAGCGUCUUCUUCUCCAGCAGCAGCAGCAGCAGCAGCAGCAGCAGCAGCAGCAGCAGCAGCAGCAGAAGGCUCAGAGCCAGAGAGCCAUGCCUGUGGGACGACAGACUGAACAGACACGUCCUAUUGGUUCGUCUCCAUCAAUGAUGCAUCCCCCGCGUCAUCUGGACCCGUCUUUGAUGAAACAGGCCCCGCCUCUCAAACCGUACCUAGAUAACUACAUGUCCCACAAUGCUCCUGAGAUGCAGAAGGAUGCUGCCGCUCUUGGAUCCUUCAGCAACUUCCCUUUAAGCUUGAACCCUAACCUGAAUGUAUCCCUGGACAUGGGUGUUGGUGGUAGCAGUGGAGGCGGAGCUGUGAGCUACAAAGAGCCGCCCCAGUCCAGAAUGAAGAAACUUUGGGCUACUGACCCUCUGGAGCAGAACAGCAAACCUGGUACACAACAUGUUUAUGUUAAUGGAAGUGCUAUGUCGUCUGGCCUGCGUCUGGAGGACUCUCCCUUCUAUGACUUCCUGUCUCCCGGCCCAUCUCCCCUGAGUCCUCCCGGCCAAUCAAUGGGCUCGGUGGGCGAUGGCUGGCCAACCCGUGCCAACUCCCCCCCGCCCCAUGGAAACACUGUCACCUGGCCCCCAGAGUUCCGGCCCGGGGAGCCUUGGAAAGGUUACCCAAACAUUGACCCUGAGACUGACCCCUAUGUGACCCCUGGCAGUGUCAUCAAUAACCUCUCCAUCAACACCGUCCGCGACACAGACCACCUCAGGGACAGGAACAACGGGCCAUCCUCAUCACUGAACACCACGAUGCCUUCUAACAGUGCCUGGUCAUCCAUUCGUGCCUCCAGCCACAGCGGUUCCCUCACCAGUACAGCACAAAGCACUUCAGCCAGACCCAGUGAGUCAAAGUGGUCUCCCGGUGGCGGUUCUGUGUCCAACUCCUCCCUGGCCCAUGAGCUGUGGAAGGUCCCCCUGCCUCCCAAGGCGCUGUCCGUGGCAGCCCCCUCCAGACCACCACCAGGCCUCACCAGCCAGAAGCCCAGUCCUGCUUCCUCUGGCUGGGAUGCCUCUUCCCUGAGGUUGGGGGGGUGGGGCUCCACUGAGUCCAGAUACACACCUGGUUCCAGUUGGAGUGACAGCAGCAGCUCAGGGAGAAGCCAAUGGCUUGUUCUGAAAAAUCUGACACCUCAGAUUGACGGCUCUACCCUGAGGACCCUGUGCAUGCAGCAUGGCCCUCUGAUCACAUUCCACCUCAACCUGCCACAUGGUAACGCUGUAGUGUGCUACAGCUCAAAGGACGAGGCCGCCAAGGCCCAGAAGAGUCUGCACAUGUGUGUUUUGGGGAACACUACUAUUCUGGCCGAGUUCGCCAGCGAGGAGGAAAUCAACCGUUUCUUUGCACAAGGGCAGUCAUUGGCCACUCCCUCCUCCAGCUGGCAGGCCAUAGGCUCCUCUCAGACCAGAAUGGAUCAGUCUCACCCCUUUCCCAGCCGCGCUCCUGAACCGAACCAGUGGAACAGCAGCGAUCUACACAGCUCCUCCCUCUGGGGCGGGCCCAACUAUUCCAGUAGCCUGUGGGGGAACCCCAGUGGCACCGAGGCAGGAAGGAUCAGCAGCCCUUCUUCAAUCAGCUCCUUCCUCCCGGUGGAUCACCUGACAGGGGGUGGGGACUCCAUGUGAACCACCUGCCAAUAAAACUGGCUGGGGGAAGGGUCAGUAGAGAAUUAUCAAUAAUCAGCAGCAGAAAAAAAAAAAAGUAGUUAAAAACACAAAGGCACUAGUUGGACUCUUUCUCACUUACAAGAUAUUCAACAAAACGGGGUCUCCCCUGUGGAAAACAAGUUACGUUUCUCUCUCUGCACAUAUGUCCACUUUGUUUUAGCCCAAAAACAUAUCAGUCGGAAUACUUGAAUCAUGCAGGCCAAUUCUAUAAUGUGAACGGAUGGAUAUUUGCUUCCAGGUAGUGCUCUUUCAGACCGAAAAAAGCUUCAAUCGAGCUCAUUAUAAUAUAUAUAUAUAUAUAUAUAUAUAUAUAUAUAUAUAUAUUUUGUUUUUUUUGUUUUGUUUCAUUCAUCAUGUUUAUUUGAAUUCCAAUUCUUUUUAUUUGUUUUUUUUUUUUUUGCAUUUGUUUGCUGACAAUGUUGGAGUAUGAGCUUUUUUAACUUUGCACUGAAUGUGGUUUUUUCUCAGUAUAUAUAAUCUGCAAUAUAGAGGGAGCAGCCAGUUUUUCCAGUGUAGCUGUUUACUCAUUGAGGUCCUUACCGUAUGUGUGUGUAAACGUGUGCACACGCACGUGUGUGGAAGAACUUUGUGUGUGUGAAUGAGUAUGUGUGCGCUCCUCUCUGCCUUGGCACGCCUACCUUACUGCGUUGUCGUGGAGUUCAAGAUCAACAGAUAGUAAAAUAAGAGUAAAAGCUGACCUAGGAGGAUUAUCUGGUGAUAGUAAAAGUGACAUUAAAAAAAAGGUAUUGCACCAAUUUUGUUUUAAAACUAAAGAACGUUGAGCUCUGCAGUGCAAAGGACUGUAGCCGCAGCUGGGACUAGCAAGCCCCGCCCACCUUAAUAUAGGGGCGGGGUAUAUCUAGCAAGCCCUCCCACUAGCCCCCUAGUGGGCAGGGGGGAACAGCACUUUCAGAAUAGGCUUUCAAUGUUUUGGAGGUGCCACACUGCAACCUCUUGUUUACAAGACUUAGGAGGCGAAACGUGUGUUCAUUCUUCAUUUUAAAGAGAUGAUGGAAUAAAAUAAAUGAAAAAAAUACACAAAAAAAUUAUAAACUAUAUAAAAAAAACUU